GGACUUACAGGUAGACCGUAGCCCCGUCGGCGAAAAAAAUCGCAGCAGCCCCACCGCCAAAUAUCUCCACGUGCGGAUGUACUCUGCCACAGUAAAAACAGGCAAUUACGGUUUCACUUCUAAAAUAAAACAAUACAUGGGACAAUGCUGACGUAAUGCUGAGUCAUCCAUGCUCCGCCCGCAAGUCUUGUAUCUUUGACUUUGGUCGCCGCCCGCCCAUCAGACGUGACAGCACAGGCCGUGUUUCCAGGUGCUGUUGCAGUGAAGAUGGACUUUAGCACUAGUUGUAAUGGCUUAUUCGCCUUCUGAAGCAAGCUAGCUGUGUCUCGGAGGUUUGUUUUUCCCUGUCAAAUCUCCGUGGGAAGGGAGCGAGAACUGGGCUAGUCUCACAAAGACCACAAAAAAUGCACCCUGACUCGGAAUUGAGAAUUUGAACUGCAUCGCUGGGAUAAAUAAUUGAUGUGGUCAUGGCUGGGCUGAUCAAGAAACAGAUCCUCAAACAUCUCUCCAGGUUUGCUAAGAACCUGUCCCCAGACAAGAUCAACCUGAGCACGUUGAAGGGCGAGGGCCAGCUCACCAACCUGGAAUUGGAUGAGGAGGUACUGCAGAGCAUGUUGGACCUGCCCACCUGGCUGGCCAUCAACAAAGUGGGCUGCAACAAGGCUGCCAUCCGGAUCCCAUGGACCAAGCUGAAGACCCACCCCAUCUCUCUGACCCUGGACAAGGUGGUAAUGGAGAUGAGCACCUGUGAUGAGCCCCGCCCUCCAAAUGGCCCGUCUCCCAUAGCAACGGCCUCGGGGCAAAGUGAGUAUGGCUUUGCUGAGAAGGUGGUGGAGGGCAUCUCUCUGUCCAUCAACUCCAUCGUGGUGAAGAUCAGUGCCAAGGCGUUCAACGCCUCCUUUGAGUUGAGCCAGCUGCAGGUCUACUCUGUCAACACCAGCUGGAGCCUGUCAGACCUCCGCUUCACACGCAUACAUGACCCACACAGAGGAGAGAUCCUGACGUUUAAGGAGAUCAGCUGGCAGAUGAUCCGCAUCGAGGCGGAUGCCAUCCAGAGUGCCCAGAACGAGAUGCUGAGUGCCCCCAUCCGCCUCAUCACCAACCAGUCCAAGAUCAGAGUCACCCUGAAGAGACGGUCCAAGGACUGUAACGUGGUGGCCUCUAAGCUGAUCCUGAUCCUAGAUGACCUGCUGUGGGUGCUGACUGACUCCCAGCUCAAAGCCAUGGUCCAGUACGCCAAGUCACUCAGCGAGGCCAUGGACAAGUCUGCUCAGCAGAGGAAGAGCAUGGCCACCGAGGACCAGGAGUCGUCGGCGCCCCCCUCAGCCCAGCAGGUGCGUAGCCAGCAGGUGUCGUCAGGCACAGCGGCUGACCAGAGCGCCACCAUGGCUAAUCUGUUCGCUGCCUUCGACGUGUGUGAGACCUCCCACCACCUGCAGAUCACACACCUCGACCUGCACAUCUGUGACGACAUACACGCCAAGGACAGAGUGAUCAAUAAGAGGAUAACUGGUGGGGCCAUGCAGCUCUCCUUCAGUCACAUUACCCUGGACUACUACCCCUCCCACAGAGCAGGUGAGAGUUGUCUCCACUGGAUGCAGUACAGUGAGGCCACUAAGGCCAGGGAGGGCUGGGCCAGGAGUCUGCUGGAGGAGUUCAAGUCUAACGUGGAGAUGUUGAAGACCGCCAAGAGAGACCGGGAUGGUCCGGCCAACUCUCACACCUCACCACAGCACGGUAAGAUCAGUACUAGUUCUACCAGUAUCCUCAGUUCUCCCCAGACCCCCAGGGCGCAGCUCCUGUCCAGCUCCAUUGUCCUCAGGAUAGCUGACUUCAGCAUCUACCAGGUGUCCACAGCAGACCAGCGUCGCUCCAGCCCUAAGGCCAUGAUCUCCUGUAAUAAGAAGUCCCUGUACCUCCCUCCUGAGAUGCCUGCCAUCCACGUCGAGUUCACCGAAUACUACUUCCCUGACGGAAAGGACUACCCCAUCCCCUGCCCCAACCUGUAUGUGCAGCUGAAUGCGCUGCAGCUGGUGCUGGACCCCAGGAGCCUGGUGUGGUGCAACCUGUUUACGCUGGACCUGAGGCAGAGCCUGGAACAGUUCAUGGAGCUCUACAAGCUCAACGACGAGGAACAGAAGCCUGACGAGCACAUCGACAUCAGGGUGGACGGACUAAUGCUGAAGUUGGUAGUGCCCACGGACAGGGACUCCUCCUAUCCCCAGGACCUCCCCCGCUCCGUCUCUGUCCAAUGCUCGGAGAUGGUGGCCACCAACACCCGCCACCCCCCCAACUGCUCCCGCUCCCACCUGGAAGCCCUCCUCCUCUCCUUUCAAGAACAACAGUUUUUCUCCACCACCUUUUCCUCCUUCCCUCGCUCCUCCACCUCCUUCCCGGUGAUCCACCCCGUUUUCCAGCGCCAUGCGCAUGAGCAGGACACUAUGUUGCACAAUGUGUAUAAAGGGUUGGUGUCGCCCUCGUUGGGCGUGGAUGCCCUCAAAAUGCCAGCUGCCACAGACUUGUGGGCGGUUCAUUUUGCCCAGUUCUGGGUGGACUACGAGGGGAAGGGGCGGCCCCAGCCCUUCGUUGACGCCUUCCCCCUCACUCUGUGGGCGUGCCAGCCGGUCAGACAUGCCCAGCACCAGGAGCGGCUAAUGAGCGGGGCUUCGAGAGGGCAGAGAACGCCCCUUUCUGCAGCUGCAGGCCUGGCCAGGAGCGAGCCUGUGGAUACCGUUGGACGUCUGCAGAGGAAGAGGCUUUUGAAGGAGUACUAUAGUACUGUUACGGACGCCACGGCAACAGAGGCCUCGCUGCCGCCUAGCAAUGGGUUUCACAAGCCACUGUCCCUGGACAACAUCCCCCCACCUUCCUCGUCUUCCUCUUCCAGUAAGGAGGCAGACAUGCACAUGUUAGUGCACGUACAAAAGCAUUUGAGUGCUCAGGUGAGCCACAGGCAGUACAUGUUCCUGAUGCGGCUGCAGCGCAGCAUCAAAGCCUUGCAGCACACCCUGCAACAGGACCUGGAGGGGAUGGGCUCCAAACGAGACAAGGCAAAGACCACAUCGGACCCCCCUCCAGACCAACAGCCCUUCAGUGCCUGUGUGGGGAUCCUGCUCAAAAGUGCAGAGGUAGCCCUCCUCUUGAAGCCGGUACCCCAGCCCGAGGGUCCUGGUUCCCCCCUAGGGUCGGAGUUGUCCCCCUCGGAGAGUAGAUGCACCUUGGAGACUGGGAGUGACGGAGGGGAGGGGGGGGAUAGAGGAACCCACGUGGAGGGGGCUGGGGCGAAGGGAAGCUGUACAGUGGACCAGCUUAUGUGUGGGGUAGAGGGUGGGAUAACGCAAGGCCCCGCCCCUCUCAUCCCUGCCUCUGCCCCCAACCUGAAGGCUUCUCUUGACGAGAGGACAGGGAGAUCGAGUUCAGAGGAGUUGGGAGAGGCUUCCCUGGAGGCCUGGACUGGGGGAGAGGAGCCGGGGACCGGAGUUGAUUGUAAAGCCCAGCAGGGUGAGUCCUCCGGGGCAGACCCCACUCUCUCAGACCCCCUCUCCACCAAAGACUGGAACGAGAAGAACCCUGGGGCCAGAUUGCCUGAGUCUAUGUCCAGUGGGCGUCUGAUGAGGGAGCGUUCCCAGUCCAGUUUCUCAGUGUCCUAUAAGAACAUGAAGAAGACUCCGUCUCUGCAGUCCUUGGACAACCUCUCCAUAGACAGCUACCUGAUGGAGGAUGGAGACACAGACACAUACAGCCUGCUGGAGAGGGACGACGUGUCCAUCUCAGGCUUUAAGGAUGUGGUGAGGGAGCAGAGUGCCACAGAAAUUGCCAAGAAGGCAGCAGCAGUAGCGGCAAUGGGCACAGGGGAGCAGGACGGUGCUGGCUCACCAGAUACUGUCAGUGCCACCUCCCAGAGCAUCGACGAACCUACCAAAGACAUGGUGUCGGUGCUGGUGCUGAAGGUGCAGUGUGUGUGUGGGGGGAUGGAAGUGCGAGGGGAGAGCACGGCUGUGUCUCUGGAGGUGGGCUGCGUCAGACCCACACAGCUGGGAAACGUCAGCCUCCGACAAUACCUCAGCAACCGCAGCCUGGGUAUGGUACCCACUGCUCAGGGCAGCACUAUUGUACCCCCUGCCCCAGGCAGCGAAGGUGGUGGUCUGGAGGCCAAUUCAGACGGGACCACCCAUCUCCCGGAGGUCAGGGCUCGGCUGGAGAGCGGGCCCUGUGCUGCCACCCACUCCCCCCUGGCCGAGACCAACGGUUUCCUCCAGCUGCGUCUCCACGGCUACCGGGCCAGCUUCCUCAUGUCGUCGCUAAGGAACCUGGCUCACUUCCUGGAGGAUGACUCCGCCCCCCAGGUCCUCCCGAUGGAGAUCAGCGUCAGGGACACACACAUCGACCUGAAGGAUGAUGGUCUCCGUGACAACCCGUCUGACCCUGAUCCCACCCCCAUCACCCUGCACAUCGCCAACCUGCUCAUCCACAGGACAGACGAUGGAGCCUUCUCUAUAGGGGUGGAAAAUGCGUCUGAGGCGGGGCCUAAGAAAGAAGUCCAAUUGAUUGACAGUGGUCUGUCUCCAGUCCCUGAGAGUGUGGUCAGCAGCACUCUCAAGGCCACACAGACCCCUGGCCCUCCUAGCCCUAGCACAACCCCCUCCAACAAAGAACAGCUGCUGAUAGAGGAGAACGAGUGUUUGAAACUGGAGCUCUCCAAAGCCAAGAUGGCUCUAGCUGAGGCCCAAAUGGAGAAGGACUCCCUGUUGCACCGCAUGAAGAGUCUCAAAGUGAGCAACAGCUAGGGUAGGCCACCAGAGGCCCAGUGACCACCAGCCUGUAGUGCUGCAUAUCACCACAGGGGGGAAGCAGAGAGGAGAGAGGGGGUGCUGGAUACUGGAGCUACUUGAUAUAGCAUCACACAAGUAUUAUUCAAGCAUCAGCCAGGUCAUUCAAGCCUGUUCUUAUGAAGAACUGGUCACCUAAGAACUAGACCACACACACGCAGUCCCUGAAAACCAGAGAGGGGGUCUACUUUUUCACUUCAGCCUACCUACCACCCUCAUCCCUACCCCCAGUAGAGGAACUGGAGAGUGGACAGUGUUAGACUUUCAUCCCCUCCUCGAUACAGUGCUACCGUGUCGUCCCUGGGCUGGGACUAGGACUGCAGUACACAUGCUUGUUUUAUGUGAUUGUUGUGCUUGUUUUGAGUUGCUCUCUUUAUGCAGUAAGUUAAUGUUCAGUCUCUCCAGUAAUCCGACUGCAAGCCAGAGCAGCCUCCUAAAUAUGGGAGCGUAAGGAGGGAUGAAGGGGAGAGGGGACGAAUCUAAAUUAAACAGCCCUCAAGUGGAAUGGAGGGGCUAGGGAGGUGGGGUGGGAGUCCUGAAUGUUAGUCUCGGGGGGGGGGGGGGGGGGGGGGAGUUGCCCUCCCCGAAUCGAUACCUUCUAUAUGUAAUAUAACCUUUGAUGGGAGGGGCUUGCCUGGGUGGGGUGAGACACUGAAUGUCAUAUCUUUGGAGGAAUGUCUUAAAAAUAGACUUAUUUUGCACUGCGCUGAAACCGAACAUGUAAUUUGGUGCUUAUGAAAAAAAAAAUAUCUAGCGCUGAACCAAUUGUAUUUGGUGUGUGUAUGGUAAUGUACUUAUGAUGGGCAAAGCGUACACAAUGUUUUCUACAGAAUUCUGAAUGGUUGUGCAGUGUGUUCAACAUGUAUUUGUCAUGUAACUAAAACAAGCAUUUCAUAUAAUUGAAAAGGAAAAUCUACAAUUCUAUAUUUUCACAUGUACUUUUCUUCCAUUCCAUCUAGUUGAUGUCUACAAUGCCCAUAAUGUCCCACUGCACUGUUUAUUCCCCACUAUUUUUCUACAUGUAAAUAGCUAGUUGUGUGUCCAGCACUUUUUAACUACAUUCACUGUAAAUACGAUCCCUGUACGAAAGCAUCGUCCAAUCCGGUUGAGAACACUAUUCUGUCAUCUCUCGAACAUCCAAUGAGUGGAAAGAACACUAAUAUGGAGAGCAAUUACCAUCUCUUUUCUCCUAUGAGGAUAAAGCCGGGGGUGUAUUCAUUAUUUGAAUUCCUUUACAAAAAUGUAUUUUCUGUUCAAAACGUUUUGCAACUAAACACAUUUACUCCAAACGGAAAACGUUUUGCAACGAUUGGACAAAUUCAGGUAGGUCCCCCCUCGUUGGUUCUGUUUGCGGCCUUUGCUUCCGUUAAGUUCCUAGAGUAAAUUCCGUUGCCGUUGCGAAACGUUGUUUUGCAAAGGUCUGCGACUAAUGAAUACAGCUCUUGCCUAGCCUCUGCCGAGCCCAACACCGUACGAUCAGGUUUUAAGGGGAAAUGGAAAGAGCCUGUGACGCGACUUCCACUUUUGGACAUUAACAAGGUGACGCUCCAUCUUCUCCUCCACAUGUACUGGAUUGGUUGAAUGUUGCAGAAGAGAACCUCCCUGACUCCUCCCCCCUCCUCGUCAAGAUUUGUUGUAAAGGAUCCAGUUUCAGGCAUUUAUUUUACGCCUGCUACGUUAGGUAACUCCUCCCAGUGCAGGAGGGGAAACACAGGCAUGUGCUUUUCUGUGCGUGCAUUCUAUAUUUGCAUAAUUAUACAUGUGUAGUUUUCACCCACGUGACGUCGUGCCCAUAUCUGCUGCUGCUCCAUGCUUGUCUGUUGGGGAAGCCUUGGAGUGUUGUAGAAUAGAGCUUGAUUUCCCCUUUGGAACAUGCUUUUGGCUCACACACAAUUCAGCCAGAAGGCAGUUCUGUCUGAAGCAUCACGUCUUACACAGGGACGUUUCCAGUAGUAGCAUGAGAUUUGCUGACGGAUUACAAUGGCUUGCCUCUCUUUAAAGGUGCAGUCUGCAGGUUCUCUGUCCCGUAUGGCAAUGAGAUCAAGUAAAAACACAACUACCCUAAAACAAAACCAAAGAAGGUAAAGGUAGUUCUGUUUACACCAACGAUGACAACUGGUCUUUCUUUGGUUUUCACUGGCAGGCUCACUCGAAUGACCCCAUCCUAGUCCUUCAAAAAGGGCACAGUUUGGGAAUACAUACUUUUUCUACUUUAAAGUCCUUAACUAUCCAAAUUGUGGACCUAGCUCAGCCUAGGCCUAGUUCAGUCCAGCUGAAUGUCUUUCCAAGCUGUGCUGUCUGCGCUCUGCCUUGAUACGAUGCAGGUUCACUUACCUGCUCAACACUGACAACUUGAAUGGCUGGUAGGAUUUGAAUGCUUGAUUGUACUUUAAAGGCUGCCCUCCCCGGAGAUAACUUUCUCAUCCACUUCCUGGUCCAAACGGACCCGCCCCCUCUACAAUAGCUCCUCCCUUGACCUGCUCAGCCGCUCCUCUCCUGGGAGCUUCGCCUCCGCCUCCUGAGAACCUAUUUGUCUGUCGAAGCUGCUGAGCUACUGAUGAAAAUAAAAAGGUAUCCAAUAA
This is a messenger RNA of Oncorhynchus kisutch (coho salmon), 7411 nucleotides long. RefSeq names its product UHRF1-binding protein 1-like. NCBI's taxonomy places the organism in Eukaryota, Metazoa, Chordata, Actinopteri, Salmoniformes, Salmonidae. The transcript has 23 exons. The record is from RefSeq and is a predicted model, not a curated record. The coding region runs from base 468 to 4787 and encodes 1439 amino acids.